AUGGAUUCUGGCGGUAGGACACUCAAAAACAAAACAAAAGCCAUAAUUGAGAACUUUUGGUUGAGAUCCUUGCACAAAGCAGAUACAGAAUCGUGGAAUUAUAAGGAUUUACAACUCCCUCUAGCACGAAUAAAGAGGUUGAUGAAAGUUGAAGAAGAAGUCAAGAUGGUGGCAUCAGAGGUGCCCAUUCUUUUCUCCAAGGUUGCCGAAAUGUUUAUUGAGGAGCUGACACUCAGAGCCUGGAUCAACACUGAGGAAAACAAAAGACGCAUAUUACAGAAGAAUGAUUUAUCAGCGGCCGUGAGAACGUCGGACGUGUAUGAUUUCCUCAUUUUUAUUAUCCCGCGCAAUGAGUUAGACCCAGCAUACACCGCAUAUGAAGAUAACCAGGGAGUAGAAGAUAAUAUGAAGCCGUUUUACAAUGACGGUCAGUUCUACGGCAAACACACAGACGGCCUGAUAAAUAAACAGCCGGUAAACCACGACUAUGCGAAUUACACCGUUAAUGCGCCUACGGCAGAGAAUAACUUACCGCAACAUGAACGAUAGAACACUUCAUUUAUUUUCGUGUAUAUAAAUUAAAAAGAUUACGAUACAAUAUUUACC
Molecule: messenger RNA, 606 nt
Organism: Vavraia culicis subsp. floridensis
Lineage: Eukaryota; Fungi; Microsporidia; Pleistophoridae
Exons: 1
Coding region: 1-549 (182 amino acids)
Biological process (GO): regulation of DNA-templated transcription
Cellular component (GO): CCAAT-binding factor complex; nucleus
Molecular function (GO): DNA-binding transcription activator activity, RNA polymerase II-specific; protein heterodimerization activity
Source: RefSeq, a predicted model, not a curated record